Molecule: messenger RNA, 1128 nt
Organism: Struthio camelus australis
Lineage: Eukaryota; Metazoa; Chordata; Aves; Struthioniformes; Struthionidae
Product: histone H1.01
Biological process (GO): nucleosome assembly
Cellular component (GO): nucleosome
Molecular function (GO): DNA binding; structural constituent of chromatin
Source: RefSeq, a predicted model, not a curated record
UUCAAGCUGAACAAGAAGCCGGGCGAGACCAAAGAAAAAGCCCCGAAGAAGCGGGCAGCGGCAGCCAAGCCCAAGAAGCCGGCGGCCAAGAAGCCCGCGAGCGCCGCCAAGAAGCCCAAGAAGGCGGCGGCGGUGAAGAAGAGCCCCAAGAAGGCGAAGAAGCCGGCGGCCGCCGCGGCCAAGAAAGCGGCCAAGAGCCCCAAGAAGGCGGCCAAGGCUGCGAAGCCCAAGAAGGCAGCGAAGAGCCCGGCCAAGGCGAAGGCGGUGAAGCCCAAGCCUGCCAAGCCCAAGGCGACCAAGCCCAAGGCGGCCAAGGCGAAGAAGGCGGCGCCCAAGAAGAAGUGAAUGAUAUUGGAAGAGUCCCAUCUGCCUGGCAGAUAAACCCAACGGCUCUUUUAAGAGCCACCCCACUUAUUCCUAAAAAGAGCUGAAACACUUUAAUUUUUUGAAGGAUAUCUGUAAUUUUUGUACAUGUUUAACUUGAUUUUUUAUGCACUGUUUUUGUUUACAGUCGAUUAGAUAAACAGCACACGCUGUCUGCGUUCAUGUUUUCCACCAGUACCGCGUAGCUCCGUCCCAGUGUUGACAACGGCACGCGGAACGUCUAGCUUAUUUCAACGCAUCCCGGCGGGAGUGAUGCAGAGAGCUUUGCGCAACUCACGAGAAAUCAGUGCGAGCCCAAAGUCCCUAUCAAAGCUGGACGACCGGAGCUGACGGUGACCACACGGCUGCCGUGCAGGGCCGGGCGCGGCUGCCUACGCUCAUCUCCGCCCAUCAGCUUGCCGGGGUGAGAAGCCGCGCUCGGAUGCGCUCCCGCCCGCGCCCCGGAGCGCUGCUGAUUUUUGAAAAGCCCGCGCUGCGCAAAGAUUGGCCCGGGCUCUCAGGCUUUUCUGAUGCACAGGGGAUUUCGGGUUAUAUAGGCGCCCCGUCUCUAAUCCAACACGCACUGGCUUCCCCUGCCUAGCGGAAGACGAUUAUGAACUUCCUGGGUACGUGUUUACCUUCCGUGCUCUAGACUUUCUCGCUCCCAGUCAAAAUCUGUCGCCUGGAAACUCCCCUGGAGAGGAAGUUCCUGGAAGGAACUCCCCUCCCCUGGAAACCCCUGGACCAAGCGGCUCGGAGCGGCAC